This is a messenger RNA of Paramecium tetraurelia, 612 nucleotides long. RefSeq lists its product as uncharacterized. NCBI's taxonomy places the organism in Eukaryota, Ciliophora, Oligohymenophorea, Peniculida, Parameciidae. The record is from RefSeq and is a predicted model, not a curated record. The transcript is spliced from 6 exons.
AUGAGUUUUCUAUUGCCUCUAGUAUCCGUAGUGGGAUUUCUUGCCUCCAUAGUUGCAUUUGCCAUAAGCGUGGAUUUGAAAGUUCAAUUGGGAUCAAUGUCUUUAGACAUUAGUAGAACAGCAUUUUUCAGAACCAGAGAAAUCUAUGCCUCCUAGAUUCCAUAUUUGGAAUCAGUUGCCUUUUGCAUAUUUCUGUUCGUAGCUGUGGUCAGAACGGUGGAGUAUUUCAAGAUUGACUUUUAGAUGGUAGCCAGUAUGAAUGAUGGUGAACCUGAAACUUAUUAUCUAACCAGAGCCAAAUUGAAACAAUCACUAGAAUGGAGCAAUAUUGCAGUGACCUAAGCCUUCAUCAUCCUAACCCUAGCAUUAGCUUUAUCAAUAGGAAUAGUAUUCAGCUCCAAUGGUCACUUUUAUGCAUAAGAAUUGAUAAAGAAAUUCAUUAAUCUAAACAAGUUAUCAGAUUCAGACAAAGGAACUCUAUCAGAACUUGAUACUCAGUCAAUCAAAUUCAUCGUCAUCAUUGCACUUAAUGCAUUAGCCUUGGCCUGCGUAUUCUUUCAAUUUUUGAUCAUUAUAAUAAAAAAGUUGAGAUUAUGAUAUUGACCUUCAUUA